GUGACGACGGCAGAGGGUUCAACUUCGACACAGAGACAACGCCUGCGCUUUCGAAAAGUAUUUGGCUGCAAACCAGCACAUUUGAACACUGUUGAGUUGUUUUCGCAAAUUAUCACAUUGUGAUACGUUUUUGAAGGCGAUUAAAAAAACAGAUCUAGUUUAUAUCGACGUUAUCCGAACAAAGGUUUCAAGCUACAGUCGACCCGCCUGGGGCAGAAAUCAAAACAAUGGCCAAGGGAGAAGACUCGCACUCUGCAAUGGCCCUCGCCCGUCAGAAUGAUGGCAUCAAUGUAAUCUUUGACCAGAACAGCCCUGCUUCAUCUCGCUCUCGCUCCAGAAGCAGCUGUGGCAGCAGCCGAUCCUCUGGCUCGAGCGGCUCCAGGGGGCGCAGAAGCCACAGGGGACGUUACAGGUCUUCAUCAUCCUCUUCAUCUUCAUCAUCAUCAUCUUCAUCUAGCAGCAGACCCUCCUCUCGCCCCAGGUCCCGCUCUCACCCUCGCUGCCACAGACGUUCUUCCCGCUGUCGCUGUGACAACCAUCACAGAUAUGGUCGCCACCGCCGCUCCCCACCACGCCGCUACAGGGCCCAUUCUCGCUCAUACAGCCGCUCGCCCUCGCCAGACAGGUACUCACGUCGCAGACGCUAUAGGUCCCGCUCUAGGUCUUCCAGUCGUUGGAACAGGUACAGGAGGGAUGUGAGCCAGUUUAGAUGUCGGUUUUCCCGAUCCCCAGCCAGAAGCUACAGGAACCGCUCAAGGUCCAGAUCUACAGGACGCUCUCUGAGUUUGAGUGCGGAUGAUAAGAGAGAACUCCUCAAAGCUGCAAAGGACAAUGCUAUGAAGAUCCUUGGAGUGGAGACACUGGAACUUCCUGAGAGCGUGAAACCAGUCCUAUCAGAGCAGUCGUUAGAGUCCAAACAGGCAUCCCCAGAGCCAGAGACAAGGGUGAGACAAGACCCUGAAAAGACUCUGUUACAGAGCAGUGAGGCGGAGCCUGAUGACAUGUCCAGCCCAAAGAUGUCCCCUAAAAGGAGAAUAAUCUCUUUCAGCAUUAAUAAUUCUGUGGCCAAACCAACAGUGGCAGCUCCAUCCGGUGCUAAGGUAACUCCCAGAGUGGACAGCUAUGAAAGCAGGAAGCCCUAUGGCCUCUGGGUUCCAGUCAAAUCACGCCAAUCCUCCAACGCACGCAAACACACACUAACUAAGUCACACUAGUGUGGCAGAGUACAUGGACAUUGUAAAUAGUGUAAAUAUUUUGUACAUAUGUUCAUUUCAUGGACGGCGUUUUCUUUCAGAUGUUAAAGAGUUAUAUGGGAAGAAAUGAAGAAUUCGUUCCAGGUGGGAUUAUUUUUUUCCCCUUUCAUUGUGUAUUUUGCUGUUUAUAAAUCAAAUAAAGAUGAAAAAUAC
Toxotes jaculatrix (banded archerfish) is the source of this 1406-nucleotide messenger RNA. It is a transcript of the gene rsrp1, whose product is annotated as arginine/serine-rich protein 1. Lineage: Eukaryota; Metazoa; Chordata; Actinopteri; Toxotidae. The transcript is spliced from 5 exons. Bases 228 to 1214 code for a protein of 328 amino acids. The record is from RefSeq and is a predicted model, not a curated record.